AUGUUCUAUGUGUUUUUCAACACCAGCUGGAGGGUUGGAUCAUGGACCUAUGCAGAAGAGAUCUUCCUUGGGUCUAUGCGAGCAAAGGGUAAUGUUCUCAUCACGGCAUCCCUUUGGGUGGCAUUGAUGAUAAAGUUGUAUGAUGGCACAGGCAAAUUCGCAGAUUGGGGAUGUCAUUUAUUGCGGCUUGCGGAGCAAGCUGCGAUCAAGAUGGCAGCCGAAGAACACGUGGAGGAUAUGGGAUCAUCCCCCGGAUGA
Penicillium verhagenii is the source of this 258-nucleotide messenger RNA. RefSeq names its product Sugar transporter. NCBI's taxonomy places the organism in Eukaryota, Fungi, Ascomycota, Eurotiomycetes, Eurotiales, Aspergillaceae. The record is from RefSeq and is a predicted model, not a curated record. The transcript has a single exon. The coding region runs from base 1 to 258 and encodes 85 amino acids.